Dendroctonus ponderosae (mountain pine beetle) is the source of this 5102-nucleotide messenger RNA. RefSeq lists its product as uncharacterized. NCBI's taxonomy places the organism in Eukaryota, Metazoa, Arthropoda, Insecta, Coleoptera, Curculionidae. The record is from RefSeq and is a predicted model, not a curated record.
CUCCAGUCUGAAUCAAGUCUGGCUCUGACUGCCGAGCGGACAUGAAAGAGCUUUGCCGCUCCCGAGCUCUAUUCGGUUACGAUCGUUCGCGCGCGAGAUUUUCAAAUUUUAAUCAAAAAACCGUUUACGUGAAUUGUUGGUGAAUGUGAUUUGAUUAGUGAAUUGGAAUUGUGAUCAAAUGUUGUGUGAACGUUUUCGGAUUAUUUGCUCUUGAUGAAGAGAUAGAAAGAGUCUAUGGAAAUCGCAGAGGCGGUUUCCAGCAAUCCUCCAAGUCCAGAGGACGCUACGAUGUGGGACGUUAUUGACGCCGCCGCCGACUGCGAAUGUCCCGGUCCUCCUCCGGAAUUUCUGCUACCGCCACCCCCGCGGCCUCCCUCCUUACAACCUCUGGAUCCGAUGUUUUGCACUGACGAUCCCUGAUAGAUGCCAGCUACCGAAGUAGUCCAUCUUCCCAGACAUUGGCUGUGAUAGUUUUAUGUUCAGUGUUACUCGGACUACUAGUUUUCAUAGCUGUCAUUCUAGUUUGGAAACAUAAACGAGUGCAAAACUUUUUACCUUGUAAAAAUUCCCCUCAAAACAACUGUGAUGCAGCGGCAGCCACCGGGCUGUACGAAGACUUGAACGAGGUGCUACCAAGGCAUACCACCACGCCUCAUCAUCAUCACCAUCAGCUGACUGGUGGACAUAUUGUGGCACCUUCAAUCGAGAUGAUCGACGUGAAAAACAACAUUCACUACCCGAGUGGAUACCCGAUCUCUCAGCAUCCGCCAGUUUUCCUGUGUUCUUCGCCAGGUCCGGACCCGUACAGUUCCCAAGACCUCUACAAUCCAGUCUAUGAGGAGCUGAGCGACGCUGACACGGACGCUGAGCGACAUGGAGGGCAUAGUGAGGACGAAUUCGCUGAGGACGAGCUCAGUUUAGCCGGUGAAAUGGAUCGAAGGAGGUUGGAAAUGCCUCCUCCUCCAUAUCGACCGGGCAACGGCUCGAUGCGACGUGAGAUUCCCCGGUUUAGGAGGCCUCAUGAACCAUUACCGCCCUUACCAAAUAAUAAACGAAAUCGAAGUUUAGAACGCCAUCGGCAAGAGUUCCACGAAGGAAUGGUUCUGGACGCUCUCCUUCAGCUCUACCCUCGUGUGGGGAGUGUGGAGCCUCCAUGCAGCAAUCAGCGCCGCCAAAUCCCCAGUAUAGCCCAAAGGCUCCAAUACAUGGGGCAAACGCCUGGGCCUUACGAAACAGUGCCCGUAAUCAGCCACUUAGCGACGUUUCGUCCCAUGCCCAAACCCUACUCGCAUGACUCGGCACUCGGCUCCGACUCGGGCUACAGCAACCACACGAGUGGGACUAGUAGGGGCUCCAAUAGGGGCCGCCGGGACCCUAGACGAUUGUCGCAAAUCAGUGCGGACUUGGCCUUAACGUAAUAUCGGUGCUAACAAUUGUAAAUAAUUCUGAUCAGGCAAAGCGAAUUUGUGGACUGGGAUUGACUGUUUAUGAAAUAUCGCAUACCAAAUCAUUAGGAACUUAACCAUAAUCAUCGUUGUACUACUCAGGAGUAAUCAGCACUGCUUGCUACGGUAGAUAGUGACUCCAUAUUGAGCUUCUUAGGUCUACUAAAGAUCCUUUGUCCAACAUUUGUGAUAUUAAGGAGGGUGGUCGAACAACAGGAUGAUCCAAAGCGAGUUUUUGAGUAUUUUGCUGAUUUUAAGCUCUCAUUUGCAUCGUCGGAUCGCCUUUAACACCGCAACUUUCUUCGAGCUUUGACGCGAGUUUUGGUAGAGUGGGGAACAAUACUUGCAGGCAAGAAGUGUUUCCAAACGGGCCUAAUCUAGUUUUACCUACGCAACAAAAUUAACUAGAAACUAGUGGGUUUGUCGGGUUUUGAGGCCGUCGUAAAAUUGAAUUUCUUCGUGGCGUUUCGCAAGCACGAGUGGCUUGCAUCUUCAGGGGUGGUUUGCUUGAACGCUUAUACUGUUCUGAUGUUUCUCAGCUCAGAGCACUAGUGAACAGACGAGUAAUUGUUCAGAUGUGGCAACAAACGCUGUUCUAGCUCCACUGGUUUUUCAGAAAUAUAUUUGUCAAACUCACUGUGCAUGAAAGGAUCGUCAAAAAUCCGCUCUCCGAUCAUUAAAAUUUCGUAAAAUCUUAGAAAAGAGGACGAUUGAACUGCAUUUUGUGGCAUUAGUGAAGAAAAGCGUGCUUUUUCAGAUACCUAUCGUAAGAAACACUCUUCUUCCUGCACCGGUGUUUGAGGAACGUUUUUUUGCAUCUCGUUGUACGGAGAGGACAUCGGUUGAUUAAAAAUUCGAAAAAUCUAGGAAAAUAGCACGAUUAAACUGAAUUUCAGAACACUAGUGAAGAAAAGACUGUAUUUUCAGAUGUGGUAACAAACGUUUUUCUACCUCCACCGGUUUUCCCGAAAUGUUUUUUUGAAAGUCACUGUGUAAAGGAGCCAUCGCAAGAAAUCCGCACUCGGUUGAUUAAAAAUUCGAAAAAUCUACGCAAAUAGCGCGAUUAAACUGAAUUUCAGAGCACUAGGAAGAAAAGAGUGUAUUUUCAGAUGUGGUAACAAACGCUUUUCUAGCUCCACUGGUAUUUCAGAAAUGUAUUUUUGAAACGCACCGUGCAGCAAAAGAUCGUCAAAAAUCCGCACUCCAAUCAUUAAAAUUUUGUAAAAUCUUAAAAAAUACGGCGAUUGAACUGCAGUUUCUAGCAUUAGUGAAGAAAAGAGUGCUUUUUCAGAUAUCGUAACAAACGCUUUUCUUCCUCCGCCGGUUGUUGAGAMACGUUUUKUUUUUAUCUCAUUGUACGGAGAGGGAAUCGCGAAAAAUCCGCACUCGGUUGAUUMAAAAUUCGAAAAAUCUACGMAAAUAGCGCGAUUAAACUGAAUUUCAGAGCACUAGUGAAGAAAAGAGUGUAUUUUCAGGUGUGGUAACAAACGUUUUUCUACCUCCACCGGUUUUCCCGAAAUGUUUUUUUGAAAGUCACUGUGUAAAGGGGCCAUCGCAAGAAAUCCCCACUCGGUUGAUUAAAAAUUCGAAAAAUCUACGAAAAUAGCGCGAUUAAACUGAAUUUCAGAGCACUAGUGAAGAAAAGAGUGCUUUUUCAGAUGUGGUWACAAACGCUUUUCUAGCUCCACUGGUUUUUCAGAAAUGUAUUUUURAAACUCACUAUGCAAGAAAGGAUCGUCAAAAAUCCGCAMUCCGAUCAUUAAAAUUUCGUAAAAUCUUAGAAAAGAGGCCGAUUGAACUGCAUUUUGUAGCAUUAGUGAAGAAAAGAGUGGUUUUUGAGAUAUCGUAACAAACACUUUUCUACCUCCAUCUCGAUUAAAAAUUCGAAAAAUCUAGGAAAAUAGCGCGAUUAAACUGAAUUUCAGAGCACUAGUGAAGAAAAGAGUGCUUUUUCAGAUGUGGUAACAAACGCUUUUCUAGCUCCACUGGUAUCGUCAACAAAGGAUCUUCAGAAAUCCGCACUCCGAUUUAAUGAUCAAUAUAAAUAAUCUUUAUUUCCUACAGAAAAAGGCUAUCGACCCAAUCGGUCUUUCUGCCCCGAUCAUUAAAAUUUCGUAAAAUCUUAGAAAAGAGGCCGAUUUAACUGCAUUUUGUAGCAUUAGUGAAGAAAAGCGUGCUUUUUCAGAUACCUAUCGUAACAAACACUUUUCUUCCUCCACCGGUUUUUGAGGAACGUUUUUUUGAAUCUCACUGUACGGAGAGGACAUCGCGAAAAAUCCGCACUCGGUGGAUUAAAAAUUCGAAAAAUCUAGGAAAAUAGCGCGAUUAGACUGAAUUUUAGAGCACUAGUGAAGAAAAAAGUGCUUUUUCAGAUGUGGUAACAAACGCUUUUCUAGCUCCACUGAUUUUUCAGAAAUGUAUUUUUGAAACUCCAAAGAAAUUGCAUUUUACGACGGCCUAAAACGCACUAGUUUCAAGGAAUGGCCUCGAAAGUCUAUCUCUUUUAACAUUAAGUAGGUUUGUUUCGUCAUAACACACUAUACAAUUCUUGGGUAUUCCUUUGAAAAGUAGCCAAAAAUCUCGUAGUUUAUUGCGAUCAAUAUUGAGCAGUUCUAGUAGAAAUCAAUCGAAAUUUCUAAAUAAAAAAUGUAAUUCCCAAACCGAUGAAAAUGCGUGAAUCGUUUAAUUAUCAAGCUUCUUGUAUUCUAUCUGCUCUAUUUGCAGCAAAAGCACCACGCAAUUUACCCACAAAAUAUCAAGCUUAUUGAAACCUUGCAGGGUUUGAUGUUGAAAUAAAUCCAGCUAAAGCCAGUGUCAUUCCAGUUUCAGUGAAUUAUAGCGAGUGUGUAAAUAGUAAUCGUAGUGGCAGCUUUAGAUAGUCCUUUCUACCUAGUUUCUUGCCUUUACGUAAACUUUGUAUACUUUCUCCCUGUAAAAUAUUGUACAUUGUCUGUAACUUUUUAAAUUAUUUUGUACGUUUAUUAAUAAGCAGUAAGGUUAAAUGGAAGAAAUACGACAUAGAUCAUUACCUACCACACGCUUACAUCUGUUAGCAGUAGUUAGAAUGUGAACUUCUAUUUUCGACUAUGCCAUUCUGUGACAUGGGAAGAAAUAGAAUGUUGUGUCACGAUUUUUACCGAACAUUUCAUAAGUUACCACGAUUUCCUGCUAGAAUAUCUAUAAACGAAAAUCUUCCGUGGCUUUUGCACCAUUCACAAACCAAUCGGGCAUUUGGUGGGCAAAUUCACCGAAGAUUUAUUCCGAUAAUUUAGCCAACUAUGUACUUAUUAGCGAUUGUAUAAUCAACUACGACUGUCCCUAAAGCAAUAUCACGACUGUUUCUAUAUUUUGUCUUUUUAACAGCAAAAUUUAUGGAUCGACAAAAUGUAGGUAGCAGCAGAAAACUUUCAAACCACAAAUAAUUUCCCGUAACUUAAGGUAUACACACAGGGUCAGUAAUUUCCAUUAAUUUAAUUUUAUUAACGUGCACCUUAUUUAGUGUUCGCCUCGAACUUGGUCCUAGUCGAAAUUGUAAAUUGUUUUAACAUUAGUUUUGUACAAGUUUCCUGUUUUAUAAGUUGUCAAUUGUCUUAUUUUCUAUAAUGUUGUUAUUGUUUCCCAGUUGUUUAAUUUGAGAAUAUAAACUAUGACUUUUAA